CUUGAUCAUUGUGCUGGCACAGGGCCCUUUCGACAAGUCCGGCCAAGAGAAUCAACCCCUUGCGUUCCUUGGACCUGCCCCUCUACCGGGGUCUAUUGUUUCUAUCCCUAGUUGCUGUGCACCAUGUUCGCCGCAAAGCCCCCCGGCACGUCGACCGGCCUGUCCAUCAACACGGGAUCCUCCAAUUCUCUAUUUGGCGCCGGCACAAACACACAAACCAGCUCUGCAGCUACACCAGCUGCGACAACCACUUCCGGCGGUCUUUUCGGCAACCUCGGGAAUACUGCGGCUCAAUCAAAACCGGCUGGUGGAUUGUUCGCAAAUUUGGGUGGCGCGGCUACACAGCAGUCUCAGCCUUCCGGGUCAAAUAUGUUUGCGGGCUUGGGUGGACAGCAGCAGAGCAAUACGACCGGUGGGGGCUUAUUCGGUGGCUCGGCGGCGACAACCUCACAGCCGCAGUCGGGCGGUCUGUUUUCGGGGACCGGUGCCACCACAACCACCACACAGGCCAGUAACACCGGCGGAGGCCUGUUUGGCAAUCUAGGAGGCACUACUGCUACUCAAACGCAGUCCAAGCCGCUUUUCAGUGGCCUGGGAGGCUCCACUGCUACGGGGGGGGGCUUGCUUGGCGGCGCGAAUCAGCCCAACGCACAACAGCAGCAAGCUCAAAAGCCCUCCCUAUCCCUUUUUGGAAAUCAGAAUACCACCGUGCAACAACCGACACAACCUGCUGCAACCACUGUCAUCCCCGGGGUCAAAGUCGACGUGAGCAACAUUCUGCCGACUACAAAAUACGAAAGCUGCGCCGAUGAGAUCAAAGCAGAGCUGGAGAGGUUCGACAACUUCGUCCUCAAUCAAAUUAAGAUCUGCAACGAGGUUGCCAACAUGAUUCCUACCAUCGCAAGCCAGGGCGAGACCAUUCCGAAUGACGUCGAUUUCGUCCAAGGCAAGCUGGAAACCAUGCAGCAUGCGCUCGAAAAUGAUGCCAGCGAUAUUGAUCAGCUGCGCAGCCUCGUUUCCCGCGACGCAGCCGAAGCCCAAGUAGCGUUCCGCGCCAUCGACACCUUGAAAUUGCCCCUACAGUACCAAUCUACCGGCGCCGCUGGGUGGUGGUCCUCCCAGGACCAGAAGGUAUCGGACGGACAGACCUUACGGUCGGCGCGCAAAAAUACUCUCGCCCUCCCCGAUGACGUUGAGAGCGACCCAGCCACCGCCAGGUUCGUCAACGGGGUGCCUGUCAAUCUGGUGGACUACUUUUCUCAGCGCUCCGACGAAAUGGGAGCGGUCUUGGGACGGUACACGCACAACUUGAAGGAGAUUGAAGACCACCUCCACGGCGUGGAGAGCACUUUGGAACGACAGAUCCAUGACUUUGUCACCGCUCGGAACCGGGAUGGCGCGGCAUCCGGAACCCCGAAGUCCAUCGUCAACGAUCUUGCCAUCGUUUUGGGCGACGUCGAAGCUGGCAUUCUGGGCGUUGCUAGCCGUCUUGGUGGAGUUACCGAGCAGGUGCAGGAAGUAGUUAUGGGCCCGCCCUCGGCCGCCGACGGUAGGCAUAAUUUCUAAGGAGCGGACGGGGGGGAACCAGCGGAUUGGUUGCUUCUUCUUGUUCUGUUUCUUUUAAUGUACAUUAUGAUGGUGUCUUUGUGAUUUGCGCCGAGCAAGGAAUGAUGGAUCGUGGUUACUGGUUGAGCAUUGCUUAGGUCAGGCGUUCUGCGUUUAAUGAAGCAUCAAGGGCACUACUACUGGUCCUGUAGUCUAGAAUCUACAUUGGGUGGAACCACUGGGAUCCCCAAUCCCGGGAUAGAUUAAUGCAUGAAUGGUUUAC
Molecule: messenger RNA, 1828 nt
Organism: Aspergillus heteromorphus CBS 117.55
Lineage: Eukaryota; Fungi; Ascomycota; Eurotiomycetes; Eurotiales; Aspergillaceae
Product: nucleoporin FG repeat-containing protein
Exons: 3
Coding region: 124-1566 (480 amino acids)
Biological process (GO): nucleocytoplasmic transport
Cellular component (GO): nuclear pore
Molecular function (GO): structural constituent of nuclear pore
Source: RefSeq, a predicted model, not a curated record